GUCCAAACAGAUCUCGGAUAGAGGGACCUUCCUGCUCGCCGGGUGACAAUCUUGGAAUUGCGUUAAUUUUAGUUGUUCCUUUUUUUUUUUGUGCAACCGGCACGAUACCAAUGGGUUAACAAUCUACAGUUGUUAAAUGAGGACAACGUAAGAGACCGACGUCUGUGAAAUCGUCAGAGGCUACGUAAGGAUCUUUUUACCCAGUGGAAAAUGAGAGGCCAGUGAAACAGCCUCCACCAUCAUCAGGGUGACGGACUCCGGGGAUGGGACCUAUCGCUAAAGCUAUGUGGAAAAAGAUAAUGCAUUCAGUGUACAGUAACUAACGAUGUUCAAUUCACUCCAGCCUGGUUCGGAAGAAUAGGCCUAUUGGAUGUUCUGACUGAACACGUAGCCUAUAGCAUCUCUUUGCAGGUUUCCUUGAUGCUAUUGGCUCCAUCCGCAAGAUGCUGCCUUGUUUGUGGAGAGCCGUGCGUCCUGCCUUAACCCUGCGGACGGGAAUAUUUCCUGGUCCCGUGCGAGGAAACAGUUCACCUAUCUACCGCAAUACUACGUCCGUUAUCCAAGCCUCUCACUUUGGCACCCAUCCUCUUAAAGAGCCUAUGGAGCCUAUGACCUCUCCGCAAGGAGCCCGGGAGUUUAUUUAUAGCCUCCAUCCCACGGAGCGAACUUGCCUUUUGCGAGAACUCCACCGCUUUGAGUCUAUUGCAAUGGUUCAAGAGCAAUUGGAGAUGGCACCUCCAACUUCUGCACAACUUAGAUACGUACUUUUCCACAAUGCUCUUCCGUUCAUUGGGUUUGGUUUCCUGGAUAAUGCCAUCAUGAUUGUUGCGGGUACCCAGAUUGAACUCUCAAUAGGCGUUAUCCUUGGGAUCUCUACUAUGGCAGCUGCAGGCCUUGGAAACCUGGUAUCAGAUCUGGCUGGUCUGGGUCUUGCAGGUUAUGUGGAAGCUUUGGCCUGCAGGAUGGGGAUGCAGAUACCAGACUUAAGCCCCAAACAGGCCGACAUGUGGCAGACACGGCUCAGCUCUCAUUCCGGAAAAGCCAUAGGAGUGGCCAUCGGCUGCAUACUGGGGAUGUUUCCUCUUUUCUUCAUCAGCGACGAGAAGAAGGACGGAAAGGAUGGAAAGGACGCUGCCCAGGCCUCUGUGGACCCCAAAGCUGAAUAGCCUAUCUAAUGGCUAUCUGUUCAAGGGCUUGCCUGUAAAGAGAUAAAGACUACCACACACAGAAAACAAGAGCAGCAUAGCUCUCCAACAGCUGACGUAAUAUCGAGAAAUUAAAUUAAGACUCCAAUAUGCAUGGUUUUAAUGACGCACUCUAAAAUCUAAAUCUCUUUAACAUCUCAGCUAUUUUUUUAAAUAUCAAACGGGAGCACAACCCUCUACAAUGUCUCUGCCACCUUUGUCUGUAUUUACCUCAACUGUACUGUGCAAUCUAGAGAUUAGAGCUUUUUUAGCUGUUUUAAUUUAGGAGUCACAACAUUGUCAGAGCUGUUCCAAGCCAGCAUGCCACUGAAAUUGUAGGGGAAAAAAUGGGAUUUUAUUGGCUUAUUAUUAACUUAUGUGACUUUACCUCUCUCACCCUAGCUGUUUAAAUCAGUCUUUUUUUAGAUUAGAGUUGGAACAUUUCCAUGUGGCUUCCCAAUAUUUGCUGUAUAACGCUUAAUUUGAUGUGCAAGAAUGUUUAUAAACAUUAAAACACCACCAGACAUUGAUUCAUAA
This is a messenger RNA of Alosa alosa (allis shad), 1721 nucleotides long. Its product is annotated as transmembrane protein 65-like. Gene Ontology annotation, biological process: regulation of cardiac conduction; cardiac ventricle development. Bases 444 to 1166 code for a protein of 240 amino acids. Lineage: Eukaryota; Metazoa; Chordata; Actinopteri; Clupeiformes; Clupeidae. The record is from RefSeq and is a predicted model, not a curated record. The transcript has 8 exons. Gene Ontology annotation, cellular component: mitochondrion.